Molecule: messenger RNA, 8346 nt
Organism: Pelmatolapia mariae (spotted tilapia)
Lineage: Eukaryota; Metazoa; Chordata; Actinopteri; Cichliformes; Cichlidae
Gene: tulp4b
Product: TUB like protein 4b
Exons: 15
Coding region: 362-6046 (1894 amino acids)
Molecular function (GO): protein binding
Source: RefSeq, a predicted model, not a curated record
CCACAACCCCGAAGUGCGCCAGCGGAAAAGUGCCUGGCAACACUACCGCACUGUGCGCCGACUACAUCUGGAUUAGUACGUGAUUACAGCGGUGUCAGGAUUGCACAACUCUCUGGAGCCACAUCAGGAAGACAUGGGAUGGGCUACUGGCACAGAAGCCUCAAGUCAUUUCAUGGCAAACUCUGGAGUGUAGAGCUGCUUGAUUUGGGUGAAUGUAGAGCUGGACACCAUUUGGCUGUAUGAUGCAUUUUACUUCCCCGUAGAUUUUAUUGUAAGUAUCAAGAGCAGAGCAGCCACUACCCUCCAGUGCACCAUCUGAAUGGAAAUAUGGACACCUUCAAUGGAGGAAUUUUGACUCAACAUGUCCAGGAACUAUGAGCCUGGUCAAUCAGUAGGGAUGUUGGCCGCCGUGGAACAUGGUCCCAUCCUCUGCAGCGACUCCAACAUCCUCUGCCUCUCGUGGAAAGGCCGGGUCCCCAAGAGUGAGAAGGACAAGCCGGUGUGCCGGAGACGGUACUAUGAGGAGGGUUGGCUCGCCACAGGGAAUGGGAGAGGAGUCGUUGGGGUGACUUUUACAUCGAGUCACUGCAGGAGGGAUAGAAGUACACCUCAGAGAAUCAAUUUUAACCUGCGAGGACACAACAGCGAGGUUGUUUUGGUGCGCUGGAAUGAACCCUUCCAGAAGCUGGCCACUUGUGAUAUGGAAGGAGGCAUAUUUGUGUGGAUUCAGUAUGAAGGAAGAUGGUCUGUGGAGUUAGUGAAUGACAGAGGAGCCCAGGUGAGUGACUUCACUUGGUCCCAUGAUGGCACUCAAGCCCUCAUUGCAUACAGAGAUGGGUUUGUGUUAGUUGGCUCGGUCAGCGGUCAAAGACACUGGUCCUCUGAGAUUAAUCUGGAGAGCCAGAUCACCUGUGGCAUCUGGACCCCUGACGAUCAGCAGGUCUUGUUUGGAACAGCAGAUGGUCAGGUAAUUGUGAUGGACUGUCACGGAAGGAUGCUUGCCCAUGUUCUGUUACACGAGUCUGAUGGGAUUGUGAGCAUGUCUUGGAAUUGCCCCGAUUUCCUAGUCGAGGACAGCACAGAGAGCGACACAGACUCCGAUGACAAUAUUCUGCCUUUAGUGCGGCGAGUUAAGCCUCUGUUGACUGUCACCUUCUUAUCAGGAGAUAUCAGUUUGAUGAAUAACUAUGAUGACCUCUCUCCUACUAUUAUUCGCUCAGGGCUUAAAGACGUCGAGGCCCAGUGGUGCUCCCAGGGAGACCUCCUGGCUGUGGCUGGCAUGGAGAGACAUGGGCUCCCUUCUGACUCAGCUUGUGCAUCCAUCAUGAGGAAUGCCCUUGUUAAGUUUUAUAAUGUCCAAGGUGAACACAUCUACACUUUGGAGACACCGGCGCAGAGGCCCAUCACCACCAUUUGUUGGGGUCACAGAGAUUCACGUCUGUUCCUUGCAUGUGGACCAGCUCUCUAUGUGGUCCGUGUGGAGCACAGGGUGGCCAGCCUCCAACUUUUAUGCCAGCAAGGCAUUGCCAGCGCCCUGCGAGAGGAGAAAGAUGUGGGGAAACUAAACAUGCCCUCGCUUCUCUGCUCUUAUGUCACCACUGCUUUUAUCCCCACCAUCAAGCCCCCAAUUCCUGACCCCAACAACAUCCGCGACUUUGUCAGCUAUCCCACAGCAGGGAACGAGAGGCUCCACUGCACCAUGAAGCGAGCUGAGGACAGUCCUGAAGCAGGCGGACCCUGUUACACGCUGUACCUAGAAUAUUUAGGAGGACUGGUGCCUAUUCUCAAAGGAAGGCGCAUCAGUAAACUUCGGCCCGAGUUUGUUAUUAUGGAUCCAAAAACUGAUGGCAAGGCAGAGGAAGUUUGCGUCAAUCCCAUGAUCUCAUACACUGACAGCUGUAACUGCUCUGACUCCAGUGACAUUGAGCUGAGCGAUGAGUGGGUCGGGAAGAAGUCACCAAAGUUAUCUCGCGGAAACAGGUCACCAAAACACAUCUUAAGUUAUAUAAAUGUUUUUUUUAUUUUUUUGCAUUGUUUUCUCAUCAUUCCAAAUGAUUUUAUGAGGUGUAAAAAUGUGUCUUUGUUUCAAAGGUUGAACAUGGAAUCAAGAAAAUCUCCCAAACUUUCACGUGCCAAUCAGGAAGGCCAGCGAUCACCACGCCUACCAACAAAGAAGCCUCCCGUUCGGUCACCCAGCCUGACACGGCGUGAGUUUUCUAUGGAUGGAAUUACGGAGCACAAUUACCUUGCACAAGUGACAUCUAAUAUUUGGGGGACAAAAUUCAAAAUUGUGGGACUUGCUUCUUUCCUCCCCACGAAUCUUGGCGCAGUCAUCUAUAAGACCAGUUUGCUUCAUUUGCAACCGAGACAGAUGACAAUCUACCUUCCAGAAGUGCGAAAGAUUUCUCAUGACUUUAUGAGCCUGCCUGUGUUCAACCCCAAUGUGUUCAGCGAGGAUGAGGAUGACUUACCAGUGAUGGGACCAUCUGGAGUGGCUGGAGACAAUCCUCCAUGUACAGUCAACAUUCCCAUUGCUCCCAUCCACAGCCCAGCUCAAGCCAUGUCCCCAACUCAGAGUAUUGGUCUGGUUCAGUCUCUUUUGGCCAAUCAGAAUAUUCAGCUUGAUGUUCUGACCAACCCGACCGCCACUGCUGCAGCAGCAGCUGCAGCAGCAGCAGCCUCUGUCCCUGUCACUGAUCAUGGUCAGGAUGCUGUUGCGUCACCAUAUCCCGUGCCAACUAGAUACACCAGCCCUGGUCAGAUGAUCUUCAAUGGGUUGGAGAUGGGUCCUCUUCUCCCUGGCACUUUACCUCCCCCACCUCCACCUCACCAUCUCCCACCACAGCCUCAUUCACAGCGUUCUCAUUCACAGCAGCCUCGCCAGCAGCCAUCUAAACAGUCACAACAAAUACAGACACAGCAGCAGCAGAAAAUGCACCAUCAUCAACAGCAGCAAGGGCAACUGCAGCAACAGCAACACCAUCACCCCUCCCAAUCACAGCAGCAGCUGCAGCAACAGCAGCAGCUGCAGCAGCAGCAACACCAGCAGCUACAGCAGCUGCACCACCAGCAGGGGCAACAGCAGCAACAGCAACACCAUCACCCGUCCCAGUCACAGCAGCAGCUGCAGCAGCAGCAGCAGCAGCAUCAGCAGCUACAGCAGCUGCACCACCAGCAGACGCUACAUCAACAACAGCAACAUCAGCAACAUCAGCAACACCAAGUUCAGCAACAUCAACAAAUGCAACAAGCGCAACAGCAAGUGACGAACCAACAGCUUCAGCAACAGCAGAUCCAACAGCAGCAGCAGCAGAUGCAGAUGCAGCACGAGCAAAUGCAGCAGCAGCAGCAGCAGAUGCAACAGCAGCAGCAGCAAAUCCGACAGCAGAUCCAAGAGAUGAGGCAGCAGCAGCAGCAGCUCCAGCAGCAGCAUCAGCAGAUCCAGCAGCAGCAUCAACAGAUGCAGAGGCAGCAUCAACAAAUGCAGCAGCAACUGAAGAUCCAAAUGUCGUUGCCCCCUCCUCCAUCUGGCUAUCCAACCAUUUCCUUGCAACAGCUUCAUCUUCUUCCCCAGAUGCCACCUCCCACCACUGAGCCAGGGCUCGACAGGGGAGACCAUGGACACACUCUGAAGCCAAGUCUGCCACGUACAUUACCUCCCUCCUUUAACGAUACAGAUGUGUCUGUAGAGAUUCAAAUGAGGAAAAUAAAUCCUCCUCCUCCGUACCCGGGGACUGUAGUGUCUGCAGCAGCUGCUUCAGCUGCUGCUCCUCCUCAAACUCUCAUCACAAACUGUGACAGCCCAAGUAUCCUGGCACCGGACCCCUGCCUGAAAAAGGAUGAAUUUUUGCUUCAUCCUGUCACCUUACAGUACCCAACACCUCUUGGGUAUGAAAGGAUCACGACCUUUGACAGCAGUGGCAAUGUGGAGGAGGUGUGUCGGCCACGAAGGCGCCUCAUUCGCAACCAGAAUGCAUACGCUGUGCACAGCAUUGGGGGCUCAGCCACACUCAAAGUCACUUCCUCAGAGAAUAAAAAAAUUCAGCUUCCAUACAGCUCAGCAACAUUAAGUCGUCUUUCUGUCCCUCGAUACACAAUACCAAGUGGAGACCCCCCUCCUUACCCUGAUCCAGCCAAUCAGGUAACAGCUACACUUCCUCCUCCCCAGAGAAUUGAUAGCAGCCUCAUUCAUGCCACUCUACGUCGUGAACGAAGGGAUGUGGGCCUCAAAGUGCCACAGAUGAUGGACAGCUCAAGGACACUACCUACUAAAGCUAAAAUGAACAGUGCAUUAGCCCUUUCCUACCAGCAGAGGGUGCCCACUGCCUUAUACACAUGCACACAGUGCAGUAGUAACAGCAGCAGCACCAGUGUUAGUGUCAGUGGAGGUGGAACUACCAGUAGUGGUAUUGCAGGUGGAACGGUGGUGAGGCAGGACUUCCCACCAGGGAAAGGUGCGCAUCACAGUACCAUUAUAGUGCACUCCAAAAAUGCCUCGCCAAUGGCAUCUCAGUCAUCUUACAGUCUACUGGGUGGCGUUGACAACAGUCGGGACAGAACGGUGUAUGUUAACUCUGCAUUUACUGAGGACGAGACUUUAAAUCAGCAGUGUCACCUUGAAAAAUCAGUACGUCAGCUGACUCUUGGUGAUGUCAGUUUGACAGUAAAACGUCCUCCGCCUUACCAGUGGGACACCUCCGCCACAGAAGAUUUCUGGCUCACCCCGGAUCAAACAAUGUUAGCUCCCCCACCUCAUAAACCGCCUCCCCUUAUUAUCAGUCAAGCUCAGCACCUUGAUGUGACUCGGCUUCCUUUUGUCCUCACAACUAAACCUCCAACCAGUCCGAGCACAAGCACUCUUACUUUUCCAUCAGGUUACCAGAUAUCCCUGUCACCUUUUCCUCCAGGGGUGGGUCACAGUGGACCCCCACUUCAGACUUUGCAAAACCCUCCGCAACAGUGUUCUCCAAAUGAAGUGGUCGCUCCUGUCCCUUUUGCUCAGCAGGACCCCAAUUUGGUCUUGCCACCGGGCUACCCCCCAAAUCUGGCCAACUUGGCCUGCUGUCCUCUCCCUCCUCUGUACCCAGGAGCAAGCUCAUGUGCCGGACUUCAACUGCACCCGGUCAGCCUCCACCCUUGGAACCCUUACCCCUGCCCACCGCCCAUGCAAGAUCCUCCCGCGCCUCCACUCCCAACCAAAACUCACCAGAUUUUGGAGAAGCCAAUACUGUCCCCACCUCCUCCUACUGCACCACCUCCCCCACCUCCUCUUCCCCCUCCUCCACCACCUACCGAGUUGCCACCAUCCAAAAGUGCCACAGAAGAUCUCGCAGAAUCUGCCAAUAACUUUCCAGAGCCAUCAUCCUUGAAUGAAAGCCCUGUCCCACAAGAGUCAGAGCGCUUCAACAAGAAGAGCCGCAAAAGGCUUGACAGCCGGGCAGAGGAGGCCAACAUGCCCACUGUGUCUGAGGGCAAAUCCAGAAAGGAAGGGCGUGCGCUGUCUGAUUUCAACACUCUCAUUGCGAGCCCGAGGCUUGGUAGCAGAGAGAAAAAGAAGCCCAAGGGGCAGAGAGAACAACUUAAUAAAACAAAGAAAAUGAACAGGACCACAAAUGAGUUUCAGGAUAGCUCAGAGAGUGAGCCAGAGCUCUUCAUUAGCGGUGAUGAGCUUAUGAACCAGAACCAGAGUAGUAAGAAGAGCUGGAAGAACAAGCGCAGCAUGCGUAUGGCAAGUGAGCUGGAGGAGAUAAAGUGUCGCAAGGCAAAUGAAAGGGAGGACCGUAGCUUAGGCAGCCAAGGGUUUGUCUACGUUAUGGCCAAUAAACAGCCACUGUGGAAUGAGGCCACCCAGGUGUACCAGCUUGACUUUGGAGGUCGAGUCACCCAGGAGUCAGCAAAGAAUUUUCAGAUCGAACUGGAUGGUAGACAGGUGAUGCAGUUUGGCCGGAUAGAUGGAAAUGCUUAUAUCUUGGAUUUCCAGUAUCCUUUCUCAGCCGUGCAAGCAUUUGCUGUUGCCUUGGCAAAUGUGACUCAGAGGCUAAAGUGAAAAGGUCAUUUGGUGUUGCUGUGCACUAACUCAACAGAGCUCAGCGGUCUUACUUUUCAGCGUGUGGGGCUACGAUGGAGAAAAUGUCCUGUUUUAUUAAGAAGAGAUUAAUAUAUGUACAAGCUAGUCUUGCACAUGGAGGCAAUUUACAAUCAGUGUGUUGAGGACAAACUCCAGCUCGGUGUUGAUGAAAGAGAUUUAAGUGAAUCCAUAAUUUCUAGUUCAUAUAUUAAAUGUAGUCAUGUAGUCAAACUAUUAUAAUUAUUAUAAUAUGGUAUAUAUUAGAUUAAAGAAAACAAACCUUUUUCUGGGAUAGAAAAAAAUGCAAACUAACUUAUGUUGCAGUGACUUUUAAAAACAGUCUGGAGGUUUAGUGGCAUCUGUAGUAUCAAACACAUUAUCUCGCUAUUGAAUUGCAAAUUAAUAACCUUGUCGUGUUUAUAAAGAAAUAAGCACAGCAAAUAUAUAAGUCUGAAGUGGCGUUCAAAAUUUAUAUACACGUUCACUAAGCCAUACCAUAUGUUAUAUGAACGCUGCACUAUUUUAAAUCUGUAUUAAGAAAUAAGUAGAUAUAUUAUACAGUUUUAUUAUAUCACACUUAUAGGUAUUUAAUUACAUUUAUUUAUAAUCUCAUUUGGAUUUUUUUUCAGUUGAAUGUCUUCACAAUGUUAUGUUCAAUUUGCUGAACAUGCAAUAGAGGGAUAUAUAAAUUUGGUAGCUGCAACAUGAAAAGUUGAGUACAGUUUACCGUGGUUUAUAUAUUUUCUCUUUAUGCUACUUCCAUGAAGUGCUGCAAUGAACAUAGUUAAUCGUAUUAUUUUGGCCUCUGUACAUUCAACCCAUUCAACUCCUGAUGGUGUGUUCAUUUUUCCACUUGUAAAUUUAAACACAUUUCGAUUGAAGAAACAUUAUUCUCUAUUUCUUUGUUGAUUUCAGAAUCAGCUAUUGUGGAUACAGUUGUCAGUAAUCGUGUACAGUAAGUCUAUGGGUGCCAUAUCUAGCCAAAGGCAUUUGGCUGAAAGGAUGCCUGCUAGGAAAUUAGCAGAAAAUGAUGUCAUGUAGAUCUCAUCUCACCCAGAAUAAAUCUACACAGUAACGAUUAAGAUCUUUUCAAUCAAAUUCACUUGGUUGGCUCUGUUUUGUUUCCACUGGGUGUUUAAGAUGCUACUUGAAUUCUGCAUUUGAAUGUGAAGUACAGUAGUUUGCCUAUUUUGGAAACCAGUGCUGCUUUAGAUAGAGCUUGUGUGCAAUAAUGCUACCUACACAGAACUUAAUGUCGUACCUGCAAAAGAAAAUGUAAUGCUGCUUGCUCUGUGUAUUUAGUGACCUAACAUUAUUAUGUGCUUAGAAAAAUAUGUGUGUAUGUUGCUAAUUUGAAUAAUUUUGUAUUUCACCUUUGCUUUAACAUUGCACCUUGAGUUGUUUUUUUUUUUGUUUUGUUUUUUUGAUGUUACAGAAAAAAGAAUGAGAACAUAAACAUGCAGAGGUAUUAACUACAACAUACUCAUAAGUUGCUAGAGAUGACCCGUUAGUGGGAGUGAGAUUCAUGUAGAUUUGGUGCUAUUGUAUAAAGAAAAAAAAGUGUUCAUAUCUGGAAAUCUGUCACUUGUUUUUAGAAGAUUAUUUUAACUGGAAAGUAUUUUGCAAAACGUUACAGAACAUUUGGUGCAGAUGUUUUCAUUUCAGCUUUUUUUAUUCAGUGCAGCUUCAGAGAUUUUAGCAACAGUGCGUGUCAGUUAUUAUCAGCAAUACUGCCUAAUAACCGAAUGGUUUGCUGCCUGAUUGUUUUUCUCUUAUUUUGUGAUGGAAACAAAAAAAAUAUAUGACUGUAGGUUUUCUGGGGACCUAUAAGCUGGCCAAAAUGGAAUAAAAAUCUAUGGUUCCAAAAUGUUUUGUGUUGUUUUUAUUUUAUUUCUUUUUCUUUUUCAUAUUAGAUCUUUUACUAACUAAUGCAAUGGAAGUGAUUGCAAAAGACUUCCUCUUCACUUUCUUAUUUAAAUGUGGGAGAAAAAUUACUUAAAUCUACUGCAGGGUUACUGCAGGGUUAACACAGAGAAAUAGAAACCAGACACCCAUUUUGCAGAGAAUCACAAAUUAAUCUAACAUGCAUGUCUUUGGACUGAGAGAGAAACCUGCAAAAGACAUAGAGCACAUGGAAACUCCACACAGAAGGGUUCCCGCUGGCUGGUGGAUUCAAACCCAGGAUCUUCUUGCUGAGAGGCCAAGGAGAACCUCCAUGUUGUGCUUUGAUACAUAAUAGUUGUAAUAUCAUGGUUAUAUUUGCAUCAUUGUUGUAGGCA